AUGUAUAAACUAGAGCCUUAUUUUUCUUCGGAAAUCAAGGUCCAACCCAAACAAACCAUUUAUAAGCUUCCUUCCUACCACGAUGAUUUGUCCGACGUACAAAAUCCAGUUCAAGUUUGUUGAUCUUGUUUUAUUAUUUUCAUUAAUUUUUUUCAAGGGGGAAGUUGAUCCGGUGAAAGCAUUAGAAUUACGGCAACUGCGGCUGAUUGAAGAACUUCAAAGCCAAGCGUUAAAACUAAACGAACUUUUAACCCAGAAAGGAAAAUCAAGUGGUUUGUUUUUUCUUUGUUAGAAUUACUGAACACUGGUUUCAUAGCGCCAACUCAACACGAAGAAUCAAAGAAGAAGAAUGUUUCGGCGCCUGUUGCGGCUCAGAAGCUCUCCACACCUGAACCGAAGAAAGAUGAUAACGACACGAAGAAAAACAAAGAUGCCAAGAAAGAAGCUCGCAAGGCAGCUAAAACAGAGGCCAAAAACAAGGUACGAUCUUCUUUUUUUAUUUGUCUAAAAACGCUAAAAGUUUUGAUGAAAUGGGUCGACGUACGAACAGUAGCUAAAUAAAGUUUUUCUCUGUUAUCAAUGUAGAAUCUACAGGUAGCUACCGGCGAACAGUCCGUCAGCAAAUCUUCACACUCGACUUCUACUGGCUCGGAUCUCACGUGGAUUGUUUAUGUUUGUGUGAAUUUAGUUUUUCAACUUUGUCUUGAAUCUUUCAGGAAGAGAAGAAAACUAUCGAAACCGGCCAGUCUCUCACGGCCAACCUCCCACCUGCCUUGCUUUCCACGAAACCAAGUGGUACUAAUUUCUUGUCACUUUUUAUUUAAGCUAUUUUUCCUCUAGAAACCGGUAUCAUUUCCCUCAAAGUGACAAAAGAAGACGAAGUCUGGCUCCAACGACUGGCCAACAUCGGCGCCAAGCGAAAAGUCGCGUUUGAAGGAUUUGUCGCCAAUAAUGUUAAGGACUCCAAGAAUACAGUCCGCACUGAACAAGGUUUUUAUUUUUCUUUUCUAGUUGUUUUGAUGAAAACUUUCAGCCUCGAAAGUUGAGUUGUCUGGAGGAUCCUGGAAUAUUUCAUGUCGAGUUGCGAUAUGGAAAGUCCUUGGCGCGGCUCUUGGGAUCUACUCGAAUUCUUACGACCACGCCAUUUCCUCAGCUCAUCAACACCAGUGGCUCACAAAAGUGAAGAUUUUUUCUUUCCUGAGAACAGUUUUCCUUUUCCAGACAAACAGAGCUCUUUCUGGAAAAGGCGACCUGGACUAUCUGGUUCGAGAAGCCAGCCAGUUCCUUUCUCGGUUUGAUGCCCUUUCUGGCCUCUUCGAAAUUUCCUUGGCUGACGUUGUCCUCAGGUUUGAUAAUUCAGAAUAUUCAAUUAGUUCAAUCUCAAAGGUCGUCAAUUUAUUUAAACUUUCUUCGUGCAUAAAUGAUUUUCGAUUAGUUAAAAUGGGUAAAAGCUACCAUUCAGCCCAGAGUGUUCUGAAACAGAGAAAAGAAGAUUCUAUCCACUCAAUAUUUGGAUGUGUUUCACUGAGGUUUUCAUUUUCCAGAAGUGUUCUGACGCAGAAAAAUCAACCAAACAACGUGGAACUUUGGGCUAAUCGAAUCGAUUCGGUAACGAAUUGAAAAUAGUUUAUGAACUUUUUUAUUUUCACCUUUUCAUGAUGUCUCCCAUAAUUAUUAGGUACGAAAAAAUUCACCUAUUUUGUUUUGUCUUUCCAAUUUUUCUUCAUAGCCGGUUAUUGUUAUUAACUUUUUGUUUGGUGUUUUCUUGUUGAAAAAUAAAUUAUGAUAAAUUGGUUAUGUAAAUGCUGAGAAUUUCUUGUUCCUAUCAACUAUACUUUUGGCGUUUCUUUCAGUAUGAUAUUCGAGCUCAUUGGACCUUGCAGCCAAUAUGCCGUUCAUGCACGGUUCGAUGCCGCUACGGCGGACUUUUUUCUAUUUGCAGCAGGGUAAAAUUAAGUUCCGCGACAAUGUGCAAGUCUUCGCCAUAGGUUUCCAUCGACGGCCCAACGAGCAACAGGUUUUCUUUCCCUUUGAGCUUUUUGUCAUUUCUAUGUUCAGAUGGGCGCUCGGGACUUUGUUUAUUGGCAUUGGGCCCAACUUCAGUAUCAUAAUUCCAAAGUUCAGUUGGUUAAGCACGUCGACAAAGUGAUUACUCCUUUCGCCAGAGCAUAUCUGAGUUCGUUCAGCCUGCGAAUCGAUAGUUUCAUUCAUACCUGUCUAAAGAACAAAAGUCUUGAAGAGAGCUGACCUAACGAGACUCACAUUCUCAAAUUAGUCAAAAAAUUGCAGCUGACGGUAGAGAAAUGUUGUUUGACUUGGAAGGAAUGCAGCGAGAAGAAAUCGAGGAAACUUUGGCCAGAAGUCUUGGCAAAACAGAGUUGGUCGAGCGACGCGAACGCCUUGAAAGUAUCGCCAAGUUGAAUCCAGCGGACUUUGGAUCUAAAUCGGAAAGACAGGUGCUUUUUUAUUUUCUUGGUUGAAAAUGUGAUGUUAAAUACCAAAAUCUCCUUGAGGUUAUGUUGAUUCUCCCAAAAGGUUGAUUCGAUAUGAAGAUAUUUCGAUAUUGCUUCUUUUACUGCAGCUGUGAUCCAAAAAGCCCAACUAUAAUCUAGGCAUGAUAAUAAAAAUAAAGGUUUUUUAAAAGCUGGAUACUUUUUUCUGUGUGAAUGGUAGGAAAAAUUUUGUAGGGAUCUUUCAGACUGGUGUUGUUUUUCUUAGGUCCAACUAGUAAGUUACUACAGAAAAAUGAUAAAAAGACUCUCACAUUCUCACAUGUCGGAAUAGCUUGGUAAAAACAUUUCUGUUCUUUGAGAGCGGUGACGUCGACAGCGUUCUGCGGAAAUUCAUUUUGUUCGAUUUAAUGUGCGCUAUGCAUCGUUUUGUUCGUACAAGAGAAAAAAGGAUAUCGAAAUGAAUGGAUUCAGAAAAAGUCUCAGAAUAGUAUGACACUGCUUUCAGUGCAUCUGCGAAGUACAAGGACAGCAUCCGUGUACGGCGUUACUCCACGCUCCCAAGUGCAUGACGGGCAAAUGGCGAUGGAAUCAUAAUCUCAUUUAG
Messenger RNA from Caenorhabditis auriculariae, 3057 nucleotides. Lineage: Eukaryota; Metazoa; Nematoda; Chromadorea; Rhabditida; Rhabditidae. The record is from the annotation of a GenBank genome assembly.